Messenger RNA from Trichobilharzia szidati, 2247 nucleotides. The record is from the annotation of a GenBank genome assembly. NCBI's taxonomy places the organism in Eukaryota, Metazoa, Platyhelminthes, Trematoda, Strigeidida, Schistosomatidae.
AUGAAACGAUUAAUGGCUUACCAAAGAACUGUUACUGAACAAUUACUAGAUCAGAUUGCUGCAACAACUACUAAUUUUUCUGGUGCUGAUUUAAAAGCGUUGGCGACAGAAGCAUGUCUAUGCUGUUUACGUCGAUGUUAUCCACAAGUUUAUAAAAGUCAUGUUAAACUAGCUUUGGAAUAUAAAUAUUUAGUGGUUUCACACUGUGAUUGGUUUGAAGCUUUACAAAUUGUUCGUGCAUCAAGUGAACGUUCAGAUGCUGAUGCAGCAGCAUCAAGUUUAACACCAUCUGCAAAUGCUCUGGCUGCUACUAUCCCAAAUGAUAUUUCAUCAUGUAUUUUCAAAUCAAAAUUAUUCAUAAAUGGAAAUAUAUCAGAUAUUAUUAUGAAUGCUGUAUGGCAUAAAUUAGAGACAUUACAGGUGUUUACAAUAAAUUUGGUCAAUUUAUUUGCUUUUCCUGCAAGUAUUGGUAUGUGUCCUGAAGCAGCAGUUGCUCAAAUCAUCUCUUCUAUUCGACACGCUUUGAAUAAUUCAUCAACAUUAUCCUUUCGUAAUAAUUCUCAAAUGAAUGGAGUGGUUGUAUACUUACCUUCAGUUGACAGUCUUUUCAAAAGUAUCCCACAAUUAACUGGCCGCUAUCUUAUAGAUCGUUUGAAUGCUCCAGUCGAUGAAGUCAAUUGUGAAUUGAAUUAUAUUCCAUUAGCCCUAAUUGCUUCAGAAUAUGAUGGUGCUUUAUAUGAUAAUGAUAAUACUAGUCGUAGUGAUGUUGAUAAUCGUAAACUCUCUUAUGCUGCUACAAAAAAUCCACGUCGAAUUGUUAUUAUUGGCACAUGUAAACAUCAAAAUUAUGAAUCUGUUCCACCCAGAAUUGUUACUCCUCCAAAUAUUGAAAAACGUCUUCCAUCAGUGCGACAACCUAAUCUUAGUCCCAACAGCACAAACACACUUCGUGAAAACUGUGUCACAUUGUUCAAUACACCGACCGAAAAAUUACAAGAAGGCAAAUGCCAGUUAGUCAAUGGAAUAAAUCUGUCAGAUCGAUCGCCAAGCUCACCGUCGCCAAUUCAUUCAAGAUAUUCACCUAAGUCUAGUUUGCCUACGCUUCGUACUGGGAAUACUGUUAGUGUUACUGAACCAGCUAUAAAGUAUUCAUAUGAUCGCGAUGUAGACAGUAUUAAAUUUCAAAUCAAUAUUAAUUUAUCUGAAUGUCGUAAAUCUUCAAAGACAUCAAAUGUUCAUCAUUCACCUUUAGUUAAUUCAGAUUUGAAUCCUUGUGAAAGUAACGCAGAUAACAUUCAUAAUAAUUCGUUAAAUGUUGAUCUUAGUGAUGAUUGUCCAAAGACUUUAGACUCUCCAAAUUCUAAUAAUUCAAUGUAUGACGUGGAAUUAAUAUAUCGUAAUGCUCUUGAAUACAAUCCACCGAAUAUUCCUCGUAGUCGAGAUAUUCGCUCUAGAGCUUCAGAAUUUUGGGAUGAAGCAUGUAUUCGUAUUGAAGAAGAAAUCCAACCACCUGAUCUUAAUGAACUGUGUGAAGAAGCUAAUCUUGCACGUGCAGCACGUAUGUCAUCACUAAGCAACCAGAAAAACAAAGAAACAGAACCUCAUUCUCCCACCAAAACUAAUGAGAAGUUGCAAAAGAAUAUCACAAAACAACCAUUACCUCUUCCACAAGGUGAUCGUUAUAGUCGAAGAUUACAUGGGGAAUCGCCAGUUUUGGAACUUGAUGAUAUAAUUCAGUUGCAGUCAUCCAGUAGACCUCGUCGUAAAUUGUCUUCAAGUACUCCAAAAAUUUCACCUGAUUUGCAAACAACCCAACAUGAUGCUGCUGCUUCUACUACUGAUCUUGACGCUCCAGACUCUUCUUCAAAUGUUAUGUUGAAACCGUUUGAAGAUGAUGCAAGUGAACACUUUUCCUCAAAGUCAACUACAGACAAUUUCCAGAGUGUAUCUCCUAAACACUCUGAUGUCCGAUCACCAUUAGGAACAUCUCCACCUGCCGAACACUGUCGUUCCAGUGCAUCACUUCAGGUUGAUUUAAAAAAGUUAAAUCAUUUCCUUGAUCAAUUUGUCCUACAAACAGACGGUUGGUCAGCGAUACAACUGGUUGAUCCAUAUACAGACUUUAUCAAUUUAAUUUUAUGGAAGUAUGCAUCACUGACAAAUCGUUUGUCUUUAUCAGAUGAUUUCGAGAAAAUUUUCGCAACGCGUCAGAACGCACCGAAUACAACUUCACACGCCAACUUCUAA